CACGAAAAGGAAAUCAACACUGAAAAAAAGGCGAUCGAUUAAACAUUGCUGAAAGAAAACAACAAAAAAAAACAUUAAAAAAAUGAGCCAACAACACGCACGAAGUGAUCGCUUCCGUAGCAAACACAAGCACAAAACCAACAAAAUGGGCACACAAGCAACGUGCACAAGUCCAGUGAGAUGGCAAAACGAAACAAUUGCUGCAAAACUGACAGCGAACGCACUACAUUGCAAUCCAAACCACCGAAACCGACAACAGCAACAACAUAGAUUAACAAAAAUAAGCGCGUCCUGCUCACCUUCCACACUCCUCCUCCUAUUCACAGUCACGCUGCUAAGUUUACUUACGCAUACGAGCGCCUUCUGCCCAUCCAAGUGCCAGUGCAUCAGUGGCGAUGCCAAUAGUCGGGCAUAUUGCGUGGACGCAGCGCUCGAAGAUGUGCCCAUACAAUUGAAUCCCGAAACGAAGUAUAUCAAUUUAACACAAAACAAAAUACGUAAUCUGGAAUUUACGCUGCCCUUCUACAUGAAGCUAGAAGUACUGGAUCUCUCACAGAAUAUCAUCGAAACGCUUGGUUCGAAGAAUUUCGAAUAUCAACGGGAUAUGCGUACGUUGAAUUUGAGUCGGAAUUCGGUGAGCGCAUUGCAGAAGGACGCCUUCAAGGGGUUGAGUAAUUUAUUGGUGCUCGAUUUGAGUUACAAUCGCAUUGAGGUGGCGCAUCCCAGUGCAAUGAGCAAUCUGACAUCGCUGAUAAAACUCGAUUUGACUAAUAAUAAUAUAGUCAGCUUGGAGGAUAACUGUUUUCGCAAUAUGAUCUCAUUGGAGAUUUUAAUAUUCAAAAACAAUCAGCUGCUGGAUGUGCCAUCGAAUAAUUUGCAGCAUUUGCAUGCGCUCAAGUCGCUAGAUUUAUCUGAUAAUCUGGUGGAAUAUGUGCGCAACGAUAGCUUUGAAGGGCUGCGCGAGUUGUUGGUGCUGACGCUGAGAGGCAAUGUGAUCUCUGAGUUGGAUUUGAGCGCCUUCGAGGGGUUAACUACGCUUAAGCAUCUGAAUUUGGCCGAUAACAAUUUGACGAUGGUGCCUACACAGCAAAUCUCGAAGUUAUCCAAUCUCACAUACUUGUCGUUAAGCGGCAAUCGUUUCAGCCAGUUACCCGCCGUAGCUUUCCUGAAUCUAUUCCAUUUACGUGAAUUACGUUUGAAUCGUUUGGACCGACUCAAUCGCAUUGAUUCAAG
Messenger RNA from Rhagoletis zephyria (snowberry fruit fly), 1233 nucleotides. Its product is annotated as leucine-rich repeat-containing G-protein coupled receptor 6-like. The record is from RefSeq and is a predicted model, not a curated record. Gene Ontology annotation, molecular function: protein binding. Lineage: Eukaryota; Metazoa; Arthropoda; Insecta; Diptera; Tephritidae.